This is a messenger RNA of Talaromyces stipitatus ATCC 10500, 666 nucleotides long. RefSeq lists its product as uncharacterized. The coding region runs from base 1 to 666 and encodes 221 amino acids. The transcript has 2 exons. The record is from RefSeq and is a predicted model, not a curated record. NCBI's taxonomy places the organism in Eukaryota, Fungi, Ascomycota, Eurotiomycetes, Eurotiales, Trichocomaceae.
AUGGAAGACGCACGUGAAACAGCAAAGUCGCUCCUGUCUGUUUUGGAAAAUUAUGGACAAGGGGACUACAUCGGAGAGUCUAUCAGUCAGCUAGAACACUCUCUGCAAGCCGCCCACCAAGCUCGACAAGCAGGUGAUUAUGACAACCCCCACCGUAACGAGGCAGCCCGCAUAUUGAUAUUAUAUUCAGGAGCUCGUGACGAACUAGUUCUAGCAGCUUUGCUCCACGAUAUCGGCCAGAUCGUUCCACUUGAGACAACACAAGAAGUUCGCAUGACGCUCAGUGAAGAAGGUACCGAUAACGUGGGACGUAUUGGCCAUGAGGUGAUUGGUGCGCACUACCUACAAUCGCUUGGGUUUAGUGAGACAGUGUGUCGCCUUGUAAAAAGUCAUGUAGCAGCUAAAAGAUAUCUGACGGCUGUCAAUAAAUCGUAUUACAAUUCAUUGUCGAGCGCCUCACAAAGGUCACUAGCAUUCCAAGGAGGCCCUUUCCUCGGUAACGAACUCGAAGCAUUUGAAGGAGAUCCGCUGAGAGAUGAAAUGGUAUCAUUAAGGCUGUGGGACGAUGCGGCCAAAGUGGUUGGUGUUGAGAAGAGUAUACCUCGGGCUCAAGAUUAUCUAGAAAUGAUGGUGUCACAUUUGACUAGAGAAGAAUCUAGUAGUUGA